Molecule: messenger RNA, 1136 nt
Organism: Drosophila hydei
Lineage: Eukaryota; Metazoa; Arthropoda; Insecta; Diptera; Drosophilidae
Gene: galla-1
Product: MIP18 family protein galla-1
Exons: 4
Coding region: 381-950 (189 amino acids)
Source: RefSeq, a predicted model, not a curated record
UCGUACUUGUAUUGCAGCCCUGCUGAUACCAAAACAAAAAUCAGCUGUCUUAGAAAAUUUAAGUUCGUUGUGAUUGCAUAGUAAAUGCUAUUUGUUUAAACAUCACACAAAGUUAAAUAUAAUACUUCAAAAUUAAUAGAACAUUACGCUGGACGGCAAAUGAUUAUAGACCAUCGACAACAAAACGAUAAUAGCAGUACAGAGACAGCAAGGCACUCUCUUCGAAGCAAUGCGUAAAAGAUAAAAACACGGAGGCGAUAAGAGCAACCCAAUCAAACGUGCCAAACAACAGAUACCCAUACAACUAUACACCUAGACAAACGCACACACAAACAGUUAUUCACAGGGGCAUAAUUAGAGCAAACAGCAAAACGCUAAAUAUGUUGUCUUACAUUAAGCGCAAACUCUCCGAAUCAGACAGCGGCAGCAACAAUAGCAACAGCAACAGCAAUUCAACAGCCGCCGCGGAUCUCGUUCGAAAAACAAGUCAAAUGUCAUUAGACAAUGGUGCAAUUGCCUAUGGAGAGGAUGCUUUAUUACAUGAGCUGGGUUAUCGCAAUGCCACAGAUCUACAAGAGACAAUCUAUGAUCUGUUGCGCACCAUACGCGAUCCGGAGAAGCCUUGCACGCUGGAGGACUUAAAUGUUAUCUAUGAGGAUGGGAUUUUCGUGAUGCAGCCAACGCGUUCGAAUGUCUCAGUGGUGCGCAUUGAAUUUAAUCCCACUGUGCCGCAUUGCUCUCUGGCCACGUUGAUCGGCCUCUGCAUACGCGUCAAGGUGGAGCGUGGUCUGCCGCACAAUAUAAAACUGGAUAUUUAUAUCAAAAAGGGCGCACAUCAAACCGAGGAAGAGAUUAAUAAGCAAAUCAAUGACAAGGAACGCAUUGCAGCUGCCAUGGAGAACCCCAAUCUACGUGAGCUAGUCGAGAAUUGCAUCAAGGAGGAGGAAUAGAUGUGCAGCGUGCAGCUGCUCGAUUGUGGUGUAUAUAGAGAUUUAAGUCGGUUUUAGCUUCUAAGUGUACCAAGUACUUGUCGCCUUUUGCUGUAUGAGUUGUAUACAAAAUUAAAGUUUUAAGACUUUUUAAAGGGGAGAACAAAUUAUAUUCAAGAGAGGCUGAUCAUGUCAUCAUUUUAGCAA